This is a messenger RNA of Guyanagaster necrorhizus, 1476 nucleotides long. RefSeq names its product Annexin. Gene Ontology annotation, molecular function: calcium ion binding; calcium-dependent phospholipid binding; phosphatidylserine binding. Gene Ontology annotation, cellular component: plasma membrane; nucleus; vesicle membrane. Lineage: Eukaryota; Fungi; Basidiomycota; Agaricomycetes; Agaricales; Physalacriaceae. The record is from RefSeq and is a predicted model, not a curated record. Bases 46 to 1422 code for a protein of 458 amino acids. The transcript is spliced from 12 exons.
UUUAUAACGAAACGCCCUCCAUCUGCAUCUUUAUCUCUUACCAUCAUGGCUUACAAUCAGUCGCCUAAUUAUUACCCCGGCUACGGCGGCGGCCAGCCGGCAUAUCCUCAACAAGGUGCCUACCUGCCGCCUCUUGGACCCUACGGCAGUCUGCCACCACCGGUUCCGACUCACUCAUACCCUGGAGCCCCCCCUCCUAUUCCCAUGAAUCAUCCCAACCAAUACGCGCCACCUUCUGGACCACCUCCACACCCAAAUUCAACUUAUAAUCCGUCGCAUGCGCCACCACAGCAAUAUCAGCCUCCACAAGGGCCGCCUCCGGGACAGUACCAACUGCCCUUUGGAGCGCCUUACGAACCUUCAAGUUCGCCAUAUCCGCCACCGAUGCCGUCUUAUGCGCCUCCAGGACAGGAGGCGCGCUACUUGGGUGUUUCGGUUUUAGCGCCACACGCACAUCCUUCUACGGCUAUGGCCCCUGGAUACAACCCCUCAGGCGAUGUAGAAGCCAUCAGAAACGCGACUAAGAAGAUAUGUACCGACGAAAACCUAGUGAUCUCUACACUGGCGCCACGCACGUCAAUGGAGAUGACUGCUCUUUCCAACGCGUUUUUAGCCAAGACUGGUAAGAAAAUGGUGGAUACGUUGGAUGGGGAGACGAGCUAUAAUUUCAAGACGGCAUUGCAUGGUCUCGCUCUUGGUCCUUUAGGUUGUGAUGUCUGGCUUGCUCACUUGGCUGUCGAUGGGGCUGGGACAAAUGAGAUCCUGCUCACCGAACUCUUACUCGGACGAUCAAACGAAGAACUUCAAUUAUUGAUUGGCGCCUAUCAGCAGACUUAUCAUCAAAGUCUUGUUGACGCGGUCCGGGAUGAUCUAAGUGGGAAGACAAAGAGGUUGUUCACCAUGGCGUUGGCUGCCUCUCGGCCUCCGGAUCACUUUCCUGUGAACCCUCAACAGGUUGAAAGCGACGUGCAGGCAUUGUACAAGGCUGGAACUGGAAAGAUAGGGACCGACGAGAUUGCUUUCUUCGAUAUACUCGUGAAUCGAUCCACGUCUCACUUAACAGCUCUAUGCAAUGCAUACAAGAUAAAGUAUAAGAAGACGCUUUCUAGGGUGAUCAAAUCCGAGUUUUCUGGUCAUUCUCGAGGUGCUCUUCUAUACAUCGUGAAAGGCGUAAAGGAGAAGCGACUAUCUGAAGGACCAGGCAUCUGGAGAGACGUUCAAUUACUCGAGGCCUCUAUGAAGGGAUUCGGGACGAAGGAUGAACAAUUGAUUUGGAGGGUACUACGUGCGCAUUGGGACCGACAUCGUAUGGAGAGACUGAAAGCGGCGUAUCAGAAGCGGUAUAGGAAGUCACUCCGGGAUCGCAUCAGUGGAGAAACGAGUGGAUCGUAUAGAAAGCUGAUGUUGGCUCUUGUUAGUUAAACGUCGAUAGUGAUGUGUACUAGUAGUGGCAUAUUCAUUUAAUUUGUAACUGGG